AUGAAUGACUUUGAGAAAGAGAUGAAUGCUGCGUUGGGUCUGUCACCAACAGAAACCCGUGCUCAGCAGUCUAAGCAGCAAAACAUUGCCGAUCCUACUCAAUCCUCGCAAAGUGCUAGGCCUACUGAGCCUACUGAGCCCAUUGAGCCCACUGGUUCUGCCAUAGAAACCAUCGAACCUUCAGCAGAGACGGAUAGUUUGCAGCCACCGUCGAGGCAGGAAUCGAUAAUUUCAGCCGAUGCAGUUAAUGCCAAAAUGCACCUCACAUCUUUGCCUUUGGGAGAUAUACCAGAUCCCGAGAAUGAAAUUUCAAUCUCACCAGCUGAGCAUACCGAUGACUCUGUUUCUUCCCAAGCAGCAGAUCUACCAAGCCAUUAUGGAGAAGGAGCAGGACCAUCUCACAUCACAAUUCCCUCAAUUCGUGCCGUGCCUGAAGAAGAUACAAAGCCUCCUGCUCCGCCAAAGGACACCUCGGUCGAAGAGCCCGAGUCUAUUGACUUGCCGCCAGUGCCGCCAAAGAGUGUCACACUUGAAUCUGGCCUUCUUGAAGAUCGAUACUAUCAGAAGCCUCAAGAGAGUCUAGCCCCUCCGCACUCAAGCCAUACUCCACGUCAACCAUCCGUCUCGACACUUGGAGAGGAAGAUAAAUCUGGAGCUCACUCCUCUUCUGAAGAUGACACACCACCUUCACCUAUCCAAGCAGCUACUGGGGUUACCAAUGACCCUCGCCCUGAAGACACCAUAUAUGGCAAGCCCAUUCCACCAGCAGGCUUUUCUCAAACGUCGCUUCCACCAGGGGAGUCUGCAGUUCCGGGAUUCGCCCCCUAUCCACCGAGACCCCCCAGCCCGCAAGAAAUCCUCGAGUCCAAACGCAGGUCCAUCAGUGGACUUCCACCAUCUACACCCGGCGUACAAAGCCCGCUAAGGAAUGAAGUGAGGUAUUCACCGGGAACCCGGAGCAGCAUGUUAAGCUUCGGCAGCUUCGGCCGCCAGAGUACCGGGAACAGCAGAGGAGGAACCCGUCCGAACACACCGGGCAAUGAUUUGUCACAGCAAGAUUCAUCGGGUUCCGGUGCGCAAAACCGUGAUUCCAAGAUGGACAAGUUGAAAAGUUUUGGACGGCGACGCCGAGCUUCGGUCGGUAACCUCCUGACUGGGCUGCAAGGCGAGCUCCAGGGAGGUAUCCAGGGAAAUCAAGAAAAAUCUCAAAAGAAACGCGGCUUCAGUCGCAUCAGUGGUUUUUUUACUCGUCAGCAAGAGCAACCAGCCAGCCAGCCUGAGGAGCGCAGAAAAACGAUGCACGAUCCUUUCGACGUAAAGGACCUACCGACGCCGCCCUUUAACUGGGAUAGCCGUCGUAUCUCUGCAGAGUUGAAUGGACCGUCUUUGACCAACCGCCGCUCUAUGGAUAAGGCCCUCCCAGUGCCACCGACCCAUGAGAAUGAAAGAGGCAUGGCACGUUCGUCACUUGAUCGCCCACGAGCGAGCAUCUCUGGCCCACCCACCGCAUCAUCGAAUCCAAUGGGUGGCAAUCGGUUUUAUUCUCAGCUUAUGUCUGGAGAAACCCAGAAUACUCCUCAACAUACUCGGUCCCAGAGUCAGCCUUUUAUGAUAAGCCACCCUCUCUCCCCGGUGGCCCCGUCAAUAUCAGAAAAUAGCAGUUCACCCCCAUCGGCUUCUAUGGAUGAACUUGAAGAGAAAUCGCCAGAGUGGGAAUCGUCACCUCCAGUGCCCUCAAAGUCGCCGGUGUCUGAACCAGACCAGACACAUACGCCAUCUCAAGCGCCAGAGCCCGAACACGAGCUAGAACAAACAUCCACGUCAAACCUAGCUCCCAGUCCCAGCGUGCAAUCCUACAAAUCCACCGGGUCCGACUUCGAAUCCACCACCGUUAUCGCAAAAAAUAACGAACCCAAAAACAUUGUCGUCUCCGGCACGUCCACUACUUUCUCGCAUCCUACCCGCGAGCGCGAGGCGCGUACUCUCAAUGAUACCGCUGAGCCGAUCGAAUUGGCUCUUACUCGAGACGACUCGAGCGAGGAGAUCAUCAUGUCUCCGACGGCGUAUCCAGGGCAGGAGUGGACGCCGAUGAAUUAUUAG
Messenger RNA from Penicillium manginii, 2100 nucleotides. RefSeq lists its product as uncharacterized. Bases 1 to 2100 code for a protein of 699 amino acids. The transcript has a single exon. NCBI's taxonomy places the organism in Eukaryota, Fungi, Ascomycota, Eurotiomycetes, Eurotiales, Aspergillaceae. The record is from RefSeq and is a predicted model, not a curated record.